AUGGCGGCAGGCAGGAGAUCCAAGGCAGACGCCCUAGCCAAAAGGAUGGGUGACGUAGUGGGCUCCUACGUGGAGGUUGGCAGGCCCGAAAAAACUGAGGAGUUAAGGGUGACUGGACUAGACGAGUCCAUCACCCGGGAGGAGGUCGUGGAGGCGGUAGCCAAGAAGAGGGGCUGCCCCACCAGUGAGGUGACUGCCGGGGCAUUGCAACCGGGACAGGCAUGGGGAUGA
Molecule: messenger RNA, 231 nt
Organism: Chilo suppressalis (striped riceborer)
Lineage: Eukaryota; Metazoa; Arthropoda; Insecta; Lepidoptera; Crambidae
Source: the annotation of a GenBank genome assembly